CCACCGCCAGCCCUAGCUGCUGCCCCGGCGCAGGUUCAGGGAGCAAGUUUCCGAGGUUGGAAAGAAGUGACUUCUCUGUUUAAUAAAGAUGAUGAACAGCAUCUACUCGAAAGAUGUAAAUCUCCCAAAUCCAAAGGAACUAAUUUACGAUUAAAAGAAGAGUCAAAGACAGAGAAGAAGUCUGGAUUUUGGGACAAUUUGGUUUUGAAACAGAAUAUACAGUCCAAAAAACCAGAUGAAAUUGAAGGUUGGGAGCCUCCAAAACUUGUUCUUGAAGAUGUAUCAGCUGAUUCAGAGGAUGCCUCGAGUGACCGCCUGUCAUGGCCAGGCUGGGAGGAUGACACCAAGGGCUCAACAAAGUACACUAGCCUGGCCAGCUCCGCAAACAGUUCAAGGUGGAGCCUCCGGUCAGCGGGGAAGCUGGUGAGCAUCAGACGGCAAAGCAAAGGCCACCUGACAGAGAGCCAGGAGGAGGUGGAGUGAGGCCGAGCUAUGUUGCACAUGUGCGCAGACCACACUGCUACCACCUGAGCUGCUUAGAGUUUGCAAAGUCCCAGAGGGUUUUUAUUAGUAUAUACCAUCAAGUUGUUUAGUCCUUUCCAUAUUAAAAAGAAUAGAUAAUCCACUUUGUGCCUAUA
This is a messenger RNA of Galeopterus variegatus (Sunda flying lemur), 638 nucleotides long. RefSeq names its product testis development related protein (gene TDRP). Lineage: Eukaryota; Metazoa; Chordata; Mammalia; Dermoptera; Cynocephalidae. Gene Ontology annotation, biological process: spermatogenesis. The record is from RefSeq and is a predicted model, not a curated record. Gene Ontology annotation, cellular component: cytosol; nucleus. The transcript has 3 exons. The annotation marks the transcript as partial.